Molecule: messenger RNA, 5852 nt
Organism: Xenopus laevis (African clawed frog)
Lineage: Eukaryota; Metazoa; Chordata; Amphibia; Anura; Pipidae
Gene: erbin.S
Product: erbin-like
Exons: 28
Coding region: 1043-5365 (1440 amino acids)
Source: RefSeq, a predicted model, not a curated record
AUCCCACAAGGCUGUUGGUGCAGGGUAGGAGCUGUGGCUGAAACACUUGUGGGGGAGAGCAGCAUUACUGAAUGUUGUCAAUACAAAUCAGUGGCACGAUGAGAGAGUAAAGGGAAGAGAGAGACCAAGCAGGGGCCGCAUAGAGGAAAAACAUAGAGGAGAAACGAGACGCUUCAGGAAGUGAGAGCAGCAAAGAGACUGCCCUCCCGUGCGUGGGGGAGGAGACACUAGAGACAGAGGGGGAGGGGACACUAGAGGGGGAGGGGAGCGUGUGUGCGGCUGUGAUCAGUAUAGAAGAGGAGAGAGAGCUGUGUGUGUGCGGCUCUAUAGUUCCACAAUAUACCCGACAAUUGAACUCGGGCUCACCCUUCAUGACUCGUAUGGGUGUCAGUAGGAGGAGGAGCAGUGUAUGUACCGGGAUCCCUGCACCUAUACGGCUCCCUCACUUCCUCUCCCCCCUUGUCUGAUCGUUAACCCGACCCGCCUCCCUCUCUCUCUCUCUUCUUCCGACACUCGGACCUUUAAUCCUGCCAGUGGGAAACAAUUGUCCUGUGGCUUUUGUUGCCUCCUAAUUGGGAUGUUUCCAGCCCCAUCCCAGGAUUAAGCAACGGCGAGGGCAUUGGAGGGAAACGAACUUGAUCCCAUUCGGUUUGGAACUUCUUUGUGAUUCUUUCCUCUCGCCUGGCCUGGGGGUUUUGUUCUUCUCUGUUCAUCUUUCAGCGGAUAAUCAUAGACUACAUUUCUGCCAUUGCUGCACCUUUCUGGAUUCUGAGCUGAGAAGAGGAAAGAAAAGAAGCCUGUUGGAUGUAUAAUAAACUCAAAGCAAGGGGAAGUGGAACAAUCCAGUGAAAUAUCCAGCAGACUCUAAUAAGGACACCUGCUUAGACUGCUGGCUGGGUGACGGAGUGUCAGGAAGAGGUUCUUGCUGGCAGGCAAUAAGUUGGAAAGAAAAACCCAGGAAUAACCUUGUCAUCGGAAUGUUGGCUUUGCAAGCUCAGGGAAGAAACAGCACGGAGGAAUCUACAACAGAGAGCUCCUGAAAAUGACAUCAAAGAGGAGCCUACUGAUGCGCUUGGUGCCAUGCCGAUGUCUGCGGGGAGAGGAAGAAACUGUCACCUCACUUGACUACUCUCACUGCAGCUUGGAACAGGUGCCGAAGGAGAUUUUCACUUUUGAAAAAACCUUAGAGGAACUUUAUUUGGAUGCCAACCAGAUUGAAGAGCUUCCCAAGCAACUGUUCAACUGCCAGUCUCUGCAUAAGCUGAGUUUGCCAGACAACGACCUAUCAAUAUUGCCAGCAUCUAUAGCAAAUCUCAUUAAUCUCAGGGAACUAGAUGUCAGCAAGAAUGGUAUACAGGAGUUUCCAGAAAACAUAAAAAACUGUAAAAUAUUGACAAUUGUCGAGGCAAGCGUCAACCCUAUUUCAAAACUUCCAGAUGGAUUUUCCCAGCUGUUGAACCUUACUCAGUUAUACCUAAAUGAUGCUUUCCUUGACUUCUUGCCAGCAAAUUUUGGCAGGUUAACAAAACUUCAGAUUCUGGAGCUUAGAGAAAACCAGCUAAAAAUGUUACCAAAAACCAUGAAUAGGCUUACUCAGCUCGAGAGGCUGGAUCUGGGAAGUAACGAAUUCACAGAAGUGCCUGAAGUACUUGAACAACUGAGUGGUCUGAAGGAAUUUUGGAUGGAUGGCAAUAAAUUGACAUAUAUUCCAGGGUUACUUGGCAGUCUGAAACAACUGACAUACCUGGACGUUUCAAAGAAUAAUAUAGAAAUGGUGGAGGAUGGAAUCUCUGGGUGUGAAAGUUUACAGGACCUCUUAUUGUCCAGUAAUGCAAUACAGCAGCUGCCAGAAUCUAUUGGAGCACUUAAGAAAUUAACUACACUGAAAAUGGAUGAAAACCAAUUAAUGUACUUACCAGACUCUGUUGGAGGUCUUACAGCCAUUGAAGAUCUGGAUUGCAGUUUCAAUGAAAUUGAAGCCUUACCUUCCUCAAUUGGACACUUGACCCAAAUCCGGACUUUUGCUGCUGACCACAACUUCUUAACGCAGCUCCCUGCUGAGAUCGGAAACUGGAAGAGUGCUACGGUUUUAUUCCUUCAUUCCAACAAGCUAGAAUGUCUGCCUGAGGAAAUGGGUGAUAUGCAAAAACUCAAGGUCAUUAAUCUAAGUGACAACAGAUUGAAGAAUUUGCCCUUUAGCUUCACAAGGCUUCAGCAGCUCACUGCUAUGUGGCUGUCAGAUAAUCAGUCUAAACCGCUCAUACCACUCCAGAAAGAAACCGAUCAAGACACCCAGAAAGUUGUUCUUACGAACUAUAUGUUCCCUCAGCAGCCAAGAACAGAGGAUGUUAUUUUCUCUUCGGACAAUGAAAGCUUUAACCUCUCUCUCUGGGAAGAGCAGCGAAAGCAGCGAGCUCAGGUCGCCUUUGAGUGUGAUGAAGUCAGAGAUGAUCGGGAAGUUCCAGCAAGAGAAGGGAACUUGAAAAGAUACCCAACACCAUACCCAGAUGAGCUUAAGAACAUGGUGAAGACUGUUCAGACCAUCGUCCAUCGGAAAAAAGACGAGGAAAAAGCAGAAGAAGCCAAUAAAGACUCAAAGCAAAAAGACGGUGAUCUAAUUACACUGCAGGAUGAUAGUGUAAAGACCUCGGAGGCAAUAUUGGUUGAAAUUGAUACAGAGGAUAAGGAGAAAAACAUACCAGUAAACCGUAUAAAGAAGCCUAAUGAACCCAGCACAGAACAUUCCAUUGGAAAUUCACAGUCGACUGCUCUGUUGAAUAAUUUUUGGAACGCAAGCACAGUCAAUCAUGAAGAAACACUGGAGGGAUCAGAAGACUUCUCUUACGAUGGUGAAAUGAAGAUGGCAGAAAUGAGGCCACCUCUAAUAGAGACUUCCAUGAAUCAUCCAAAAGUAGUAGCACUGAGCAAUAACAAAAAAGAUGAUAUCAAAGAUGCAGACUCUUUGUCUGACGAAGUGACCCGCAACAGUAAUCAGAACAACAGCAAUUGCUCCUCACCAUCUCGAAUGUCGGACUCUGUCUCGCUAAACACUGACAGCAGCCAUGAUACUUCAUUAUGUUCCCCGGAGAAAGAUUCCAACAUUGGGGCAAAUUUGAAAAUAAGACAAGAGGAUGAAAACUUUAAUAACCUUAUGCAAAACGGAGACAAGAUGAUCCCGGCUGAUAAAAUGGAAAUAGCUGAACGACCAGAUAUAAGCAGCGAUGCUGACUCCGUUCUGAGAGAGAGGCGCGUAAAUAACUCCAUGGAAAAGCUACUUAACCUUAACCAACUAAACAAAAACAACAACAAUCUAGCGUGUGAACAUUCUGACUCUGUAGAAAACGCGGUCAUUUCUCAAGACGGGGUCUCGGAUAAAUGUUUUGCCAAUUACAGUGAAAAAGAAGAGACGGACAACAGAGAAAAUGGGAAUAAAUUCUCUGAAGUCUGUGUGAUGAAUAGAGUAAAUGGCCAUUUGCCCGAAGAGCUAGUGUUUCCAGACAGCAGCGAUCCCGUUAGGAGAACUUCGGAGGAUUCAGUGCCUUCUGUCGAUAUGUGCAUUUCAAAGAGCACAGAUGACCUGUCAAUCGGGGACAGUUUAGGCUCAGUAGUGAAGUCUCGUAGCAUCACAAACAUUGAGACGGGACCAUUGAGAGUCUACGGCGUUCUUAGUGAUAGCAACGAGCAGCAAUUUGCUACAAGGAUGUCCUCUGCCAUUGCUGAAGGGCAGAAUAUUGUCAGAAGUAAGUCGGCAACCGUUCUGUGCGAUCAGCCCUUGCAAGUGUUUACUGGGUCGUCGUCUUCCUCUGAUUUAGCAUCGUCGUCCAUGAAGAAAAUGUUUAAAUUUGAUUCCAACCACAAUCCUGAAGGGCCCUAUGCAGUGGCAGGUCCCCAAGCAUCUCACAUUUCUGCUGUGCCUCAAUAUAAUGUACAGUAUAGCAGCAGUGCUGCAGCCAAAGAUAACCUGUGGGCACACAAACAAAGUGCCCCUGAACAUGGAAGUUUGCCUUCUUCUCGCUUCCAUCCACCGGACAGCCUAGAUAGCCCCAACUAUGUAAAUCACUCUGCUAACUUGAAUUUUUCCAAUCACAACAAUGUUCGAGCAAGUAACAUGUAUAACGUGCAUCAACGGAUGGGGCCUAGGCAUGUGGAAGCAUGGGCCUCAACGCCGAACGAGCGAAUUCUUCAAGUAGCGACCCGAAGUACGCUUCAAAGACAAGGCAGCGGUUCUUCUAAUGCAUCGGCAUCUCUUGGGGAGGCAGGUCCUGCAAGAAGGGUGAUUGUCCCAGAGGGGGAUUAUAUGAAUUACAGAGAGAUACAUUCAAUGAGCAGAGGGAAUCACAUGGUGCCUGGUCCUCAGAGACCAACGUCGGCCAGGACAUACAGUAUUGAUGGGCCCAAUGUGCCCAGGCCGCAAAGUGCACGGCCGUCCGUUACUGAUAUUCCUGAGAGAACGAUGUCUGUCUGUGAUUUUAAUUACUCUCGGACUAGCCCCACUAAAAAGCCAAAUGCCAGGGUGAACUCGGAGCACUCAUUAUUGGACCCCCAGGGAAGAAAUAAAGUCCCUCAUGACUGGAGGGAUCAGGUCAUGCGGCACAUUGAGGCGAAAAAGCUCGAAAAGAGCAUGCUGUCUAGGUCCUUUAAUUGCACUUUCAGUGCAACUGGCAGUUCUCUCUAUGGCAGUUGUAGAGAUCUGCAUGGCAGCCAAGGUAGUGUUGCCUUGAGCGUUGCUCCUGACAGAAGAGGUUCUGCUGGGCACAUACUACGUUAUCCUCAGCCCUUCAGCGUCGGGGAGUCUAUGCAAGAUGAUGUGUUUGUAACAGGACAGCAGAGUUAUCCCACCAUCGCUCGCAAGGAAAGUACAGCGGACAGUGUAAAAAAGAUGCACCUGAGUAAUGGACAGAUGUGCCAACCCUCAAGGCCACAAGCAAACUAUAGCCAAUUCCAUCAGCAGCCAGCCCAGCCAACAGUAGGGAGACACCCCUCCAGAGAACAGCUCCUCGACUAUUAUGCACUUAAAGUUGCCCAGCAGCCUCCAUAUUCUCAGACACCGUGUCCUUCAAAGCAAAUCAAUGAGCUUUCUUCUCAAGAGAUUCGUGUAAGACUUGUGAAAGAUCCUGAGCUUGGAUUUAGUAUAUCUGGUGGAGUUGGAGGCAGAGGAAAUCCUUUUCGACCUGGAGAUGAUGGUAUAUUUGUAACAAGAGUUCAGCCGGAAGGUCCAGCAUCCAAGCUCUUGCAGCCCGGGGAUAAAAUAUUACAGGCAAAUGGCUUCAGCUUCAUCAAUAUUGACCAUGCCCUGGCCGUCACAUUACUGAAGAAAUUCCAGAAUGCAGUGGAGCUGAUCGUUUCACGGGAGGGCUCUGUAUAGACAACGAAAUGAAACAAAUCGGUGGAACCCCAGAAAAAGCCAGCAUGUCUUCAACAAAUCAACUCGCAUAAAGAUAUUAUUUUUCUAUGUAUAUAAGACGAAACCAACUUGGAACACGGAACCAUGGAUUUUUGAUAUUGUAAAGAACGAAGUAGCAAACGUGUGGUUUAUGGGAACAAACCACUGUAGAUAAAACAAUGGACAAUGUCUCGGUUCCCAACAUGGUUGUUUGGGUGUUGAAUGUGCGAUCAUUUUUGCCUACAAGAACAAACCUGUGUUGUUUUCGUACAGAAUGUAGGUUUAUUUUUUGAUAAUUCAUAUGCUUAAUACUGAACUCAAAUAAUAAUGAGCCUCAGGUGUAGCACACGGCAGAACUGUCUUUCCUGACACUACUCACACUUUUAUCUACACCUGAUAUCACUGUUUUAAUCCCAAACCACUUGAGAAGUGGACGUGAAACAGCUUAAAGGGAUACUGUCAUAUUUUU